Messenger RNA from Toxotes jaculatrix (banded archerfish), 2414 nucleotides. RefSeq names its product EGF-like repeat and discoidin I-like domain-containing protein 3. Gene Ontology annotation, molecular function: calcium ion binding. The transcript is spliced from 10 exons. NCBI's taxonomy places the organism in Eukaryota, Metazoa, Chordata, Actinopteri, Toxotidae. The coding region runs from base 131 to 1564 and encodes 477 amino acids. The record is from RefSeq and is a predicted model, not a curated record.
UUUCCGACAGCACUUUAAGGCAGCACUACUUACAAGUUUAGCGGCACCGAGUCGCUCCGAGCAAACAAACAAACAAACAAACAAACAAACCAACCAACCUGCGGACCAAACAAAGUAAUAGUAAACAAAUAUGAAACGUCCCGGACAUGUAAUAACAGCGUUUUUAACAACAUCUACUCUUCUACUUUGCCUGUAUUCAGUCAGAGGUGAUUACUGCGAGGUGAAUCUUUGCCACAAUGGAGGAACAUGUGUGACAGGUGUAGGAGAGGAUCCCUUCAUCUGUAUCUGCGCAGAUGGCUUUGGUGGAGACACCUGCAACCUGACAGAGACAGGACCCUGCAGCCCUAACCCCUGUAAAAACGAUGGGUUGUGCGAGGUCAUUGCUCCAACCAGACGAGGUGAUGUUUUCAACGAGUACAUCUGCAAGUGUCAACCCAGCUUCGAGGGAGCGCACUGCCAUAUCAAUGUGAAUGACUGUGCCAGCCAACCUUGUAAGAAUGGAGGGACAUGCAGAGAUCUUGAUGGCGACUACACCUGCCAGUGCCCCUCACCAUAUGUUGGAAAGCAAUGCCAGCUACGUUGCAUUUCUCUGCUGGGGAUGGAGGGAGGUGCAAUUGUGGAGUCCCAGAUUUCUGCUUCCUCCGUGCACUACGGCAUCCUGGGUCUCCAGCGCUGGGGUCCAGAGUUGGCUCGCCUCAACAACCAAGGCAUCGUCAACGCCUGGACAUCAGCUGCCCAUGACAGGAACCCCUGGAUCGAGAUUAACUUGCAGAAGAAGAUGCGUCUGACGGGCAUCAUCACUCAGGGUGCCAGUCGCAUGGGCGCAGCUGAGUACAUCAAGGCCUUCAAGGUGGCGAGCAGCUUUGAUGGAAACACUUAUACCACUUACAGAACGGAUGGUCAGCGGAGGGACAUGGUUUUUGUGGGCAACAUAGAUAACGACAGUACAAAGACCAACCUUUUUGACCCGCCAAUCAUGGCCCAGUACAUCCGCAUCAUCCCUGUGGUUUGCCGCAGGGCCUGCACGCUGCGCAUGGAGCUGGUGGGCUGUGAACUCAAUGUUUAUUCAAACACGGCAGGUUGCUCAGAGCCUUUGGGGAUGAAGUCUCGCCUCAUCUCAGAUGGGCAGCUUUCAGCCUCCAGCUCUUUCCGCACGUGGGGCAUUGAUACCUUCACGUGGCACCCUCAGUUUGCCCGGCUGGAUAAGCAGGGAAAGACCAACGCCUGGUCUCCUGCCCAUAACAACCGCUCUGAGUGGAUCCAGGUUGAUCUAGAGAAGACAAAGCGCCUCACAGGCAUCAUCACUCAGGGGGCAAAGGACUUUGGCGUGGUGCAGUUUGUGUCAGUGUUUAAAGUUGCUUACAGUAACGAUGGAGAGUCAUGGAGUAUGGUGAAGGACGAGAACACCGACAAUGAUAAGCUUUUCCAAGGCAACACUGACAACAACACCCAUAAGAAGAAUGUAUUUGAGCCUCCUUUCUAUGCCCGAUAUGUUCGAGUGGUCCCCUGGGAAUGGCACGAGCGCAUCUCUCUACGCAUGGAGCUGCUGGGCUGCGAUGACUAGAAACUCAUCAAUAGCCAUUUAACAGUGCUCCAUCCUCAUCCAGCUGCUCCAUCGCCUCAGACCACAGCAGAGAAUGGAUCUUGAACAGAAUCAUCUGUUUUGUAUUCCAGGGAGAUUGUGCUUGCUGAGUAGCUUGGACUUUAACACUUGUAGCACUUUUGGACUAGUGACUUUUUUAUGUUUAUGUUAAUACAAUUGUUUGACGUUUAAGCUUGUAAGUGCUCAUAGAGUCCCUCUGUUAAGUAUCCAUGCUUUUAAGAGUUUUUGAUCUUCACAGAAUUUGCACAGAUUUGCUCUUAGUCUGUAUUAUUCGCUCCUUCGUCAAAGUUGAAGUUGAAAGUUUAAAACUUUUUCUGUCCUACCUUUGCAGCCCCACACCAGGGAAUAACCUUGCUAUUUUUUGUAGUUGUAACAGUCCUCAGGAGACAGAGGACAAACAUCCUCACCAGCAUACUCACUAUGUCUAUUGUCCAGCUGCUGUUAUUCAAGCACAAACUAGCAUAAUGAUGCAGGGCCUGUGCAAUAUAUUGUAUAUUUUGGCAUCCAACAAUCCUCUUAAGAGAAAAUAUUAAUGAUUAAAAUUUUCAAAUUUGAACUGCAGCACACAGAUGAAGUCAAUCAACUGAUUGAAUGACAAACUCUAGGGCUUUUUGCAUUAAGUUUUUCAUGUGAUGUCUGUUUUUACACAUUUUAGCAGGUUUUUCUGUUUCAUUCUUACAUAUAAUUUCAUUUUAAUUGAAUCCUUUUUACAACAAAUGUGAAAUAUGUAGAAAAUAAACAUUAUUUUACAUUCUUUUUUAAAAUUCAUUGUUGGUCUUGAACUGAGAUCAUUUAUUAAAUGCUAAAAGAA